GAAAAUACAAAAUUAAGGGGUUAAUAUUUAACAAAUGCAGCUUGUUCCAUGUAGAGUUGGAUAAAUACACAGACAACGACAUAGUUUGGGGUCAAUGGGAUUAAUAAUUAAUUGUAAUAAGAGUACUGAUAGAAGUUGGUAACAUAGAUAAAAUCCCCAAAUAAAAAAAAAGAUAAAAACAUAAAGGCUAAAAUAUAUUGAAGUUCAACAUGCAGUCAACUGGUGCACUUCUUAUUAAAUUAUCCAUGCCUCACAAAUCCGAAGUGAAUAUGUGUCAAUCUGUCUUGUUUUAGAAGGUCGUGCAGUCUAUGGUCAAGGUCAUUUGUUGUUUUUGUGAACGAUGUUUCUUAUGUUGCCCGUGAUAGGCAUGGUUUAAUAUUCAACUAUUUUUUCAUCCUUCAGUGUAGUCCAUGUGGAUGACACCCGUAGAGAUAUUGCAAAUGUGACUAUUUACGAGAAACCAAAAUGAGUUCAAAUGUGCGCUGUGCAAUGUGUAAGGAAGUGACAAUGCAUCUUGAAGCAUUGACAUCAAAUGAGGAUUUGUUAAAAGAAAGAUGCCGUAAAUGUGAAGCAUUAAUACAUCAAAAAGAUAAUUGUUUAGAUGAACUAAGAAAGGAGCAAGAGUGUGUACUACUGAAGUUGAAAGCAGCACAUGCAGCAGUUUCUGACUUGGAAAUCAAAGAAGCAAAUUACACAAAGAAUUUGUGCGAUAAAGAUUCCCAUAUAGAGAAACAACAGCGUGAGUUGCAGCAAAAAGAUGAUCUACUGGAAAAACUAAAAUUUAAAGUAACUGAACUACAGACACUUCUAGAAGAGGUGAGGAACGAAGCAGACGCUCAUUUGUUAAAAAACGAGGCAUUACGUAAGAACACGACCUUUUUGUUAAAAGAUAAUGAAAAAAUGAAAAUGGAAUUUAACACACUCAAGGAAAGAAUGCAGACAUCAUUCGAUGGAAAGCUUGAAUUAGAGCAAAAACUACGUGACACUGAAAAUGAAAACAAAACACUGAAGGAUAAAGUUAGAGAGCUAAGUGAUUUAACAGAUUCCCUAAACCAAAAGAUUUCAGAAAAAGAUAAAAUUAUACUGGAUGAGAGAACAAAGGAAAAUACGAAAGAUGCAGACAUAAUUUAUGAAAUGCUCAUGGAUAUGGCAUACUCUGUGAAAGACGACAAUCGACAACAGACAGCCGAUAUCAAAAAUGCGCUGGAGGAAAAUACCGGAAAAGUCUUGUCCCGACUGCGUGCACACGGAGAUCCACAUGUACCUCCAAUAUCGUCGCAACAAGCACCUAUACCGUUUCCUCUGAGACCAUAUUUUUCUUCCGUAGCAAGUAGGCUAGGAAACGACAGUAUAUCUCUUGCUCGGGCUUUGGGGAUCCCAGAAGACGUAAGUGCAAACAUCUGGGAGACAUAUAAAACACUUGGCAACGAAGAAGUGGUUUGGCGUCUGCUCGGGAAGUGGUCGAGUAGUGGAGAGGCUACAAAAGAGAAAUUGGAAGAGGCCUUGAAUGAGAUAGAUGCUGCUAGAUUGCUAGAACCACAGAUGACAAAAGAACACCAGGCGAUAAUUAAAAAUAACCUCCUCUUCCUAAAAAACAACCUAAUGGAGGUCACAUUGUUGCUCACCUAUCUGCAGAAUGAUGGUGUCCUGAGUUCAAAGCAGGCAGAGCGUAUUAAGUAUCCAGAAUCAAGAUGCGACAAAAUUGAUUUACUCUUAGAUGAGCUGCCAAAGCUCAACCACCGUGCAUUCGAGUGCUUUCUACAUGCACUGGAAUCAAGCGGACAGAAUCAUAUCAAAGAAAAAUUAUUAACAGCUUCAAGUGGAACUGGUAUCCAAAUACAAGCGGCAGCAGAAGAUGCUGCAACAGAACGUAACGACAAACCUGACGACAUUCUACAAGGACACGACACAGAAACCCCCCCUCAAUUUGUUCAAAGCUUGCCAACGGGCACUGUUACAAAGGAAGUAUACAUCGAUGAAAGCCUAUCAAAAUCGGCAGAAUUUGCACCACAAAAUCGCCAGUUUGGAUUCAGACGCCUGUUUUCCAGCAUUCGGAGGAGUUUCAAAAGGAAAAGCAAAUCAACAUCUUCCUGAUCGCGAACUAUCUUUUAAACUUUAUUACACCUUGAGAAUUAUCUAAUCUUUAUGCAUAUGGUUAUCAAUUGUAUGAGUAUGGGUCAGGCUACACGAGUCAUUAUUAUAAAUUAAGGCAUUAUAAAGCAGUGGCGGAUUUAGAGAGGGUGGGGUCGAGGGGUGCUGCUCCCCCCCCCUCCCUUCAGUUUCUGAAAAAAAAUCACACUGAUAUUUUCCAUUUGAAAUUAAAAA
Lingula anatina is the source of this 2325-nucleotide messenger RNA. RefSeq lists its product as uncharacterized. The record is from RefSeq and is a predicted model, not a curated record. Lineage: Eukaryota; Metazoa; Brachiopoda; Lingulata; Lingulida; Lingulidae. Gene Ontology annotation, biological process: regulation of apoptotic process; signal transduction. Gene Ontology annotation, molecular function: protease binding; death domain binding.